UAAAUUUCAAGAGUUAAAAGUACCGAAAAAAAGGCAUUUUAAUUAAGUUUUUCGCAACUUUAUUUAUAUAAAUUAAUUAAAAAGCAUGAACAGUAUUGGUGAGAACUGUAAUGAUUUAAAAUCAAGGUACGACGCAUGCUUUAAUGCUUGGUUUAGUGAAAAAUUCCUGAAGGGUCAUACCGAUGAUUCAGUAUGUAAACCUUUAUUCCUUAGUUAUCAAAAAUGUGUGCAGGAAGCACUGACGCUGCACAAAAUAGACGUUAUCGACCUUAAAACAAAUCAUAUUAAUGGAACUGAAUUUGACAAGCCAACAAAAAGCAAUGAAGACAAUAGUAGCAAAAAAGAAGCUGAAAGCUGAUCAGAAUUUAAAAAAUAUACUUAUUAGUUGUAUCCAGAAUUAAGUUAUAAAUGUUGCACA
Molecule: messenger RNA, 418 nt
Organism: Chironomus riparius
Lineage: Eukaryota; Metazoa; Arthropoda; Insecta; Diptera; Chironomidae
Source: the annotation of a GenBank genome assembly